This is a messenger RNA of Cynara cardunculus var. scolymus (artichoke), 2694 nucleotides long. RefSeq names its product calmodulin-binding receptor-like cytoplasmic kinase 3. Bases 770 to 2251 code for a protein of 493 amino acids. Lineage: Eukaryota; Viridiplantae; Streptophyta; Magnoliopsida; Asterales; Asteraceae. Gene Ontology annotation, biological process: protein phosphorylation. The transcript is spliced from 7 exons. Gene Ontology annotation, molecular function: protein kinase activity; ATP binding. The record is from RefSeq and is a predicted model, not a curated record.
UUUUUUUACAGUUAUAUUGACUCAACUUUUGAUUCAUAUGUCUUUGACCACUCAUGGGGGUUGUUUAGAUGUGGUCUUUUUGUUAUUUAAUCAUCUGGGGUUGGGUUGGUUAUCAAAAUUAUGAAUUGGGUUUGAUAGAAUCAAUGGUUUUUAUUGGGGAAAUUGGGGUUUUGAUAUGCCAAUCUUGAAAGGGGGAGUGUCAGUUUACAACUCUUUACUGCUUUCUGCUUUGUGGGUAUCAAAGAAGCAGCUUAGCUCAUUCAGCUCUUUGGAAUCAAAUUCUAUUCAAGAGGUUUUAAAGGGUAGGGUUUGGCUUGGUUUCUUGGUUGUGAUUCAUUAAUUUGGGGGGAAAGUUGGGGUUCUUUAAGCAAAUCUUGGACCUUUUUCUUGAUUUGGUGUUGUGGGUAUCAAAUCUUUUAGGUUUUUGAUUCUAGGUUUCUUGACAUCUGAGCAGUUCCUAUUUAGGGAAUUUUGGAGUCAAGAAACUCAGUUCCUAUUUUUGUUUUUGAGAGCUUCCAACUCAUUUCCACGAAGAUUCUUUACUCACUUCUCACAUGGGUAAAUUAUUUGAUGAUUAGGGUUCUAAAGACUUCUGGUUGACUUCACCUGUGAUUGUGGAAUCAUUCAGCUGUGUGAACUGGAUCACUCCAAUGAUCCUAGAACCAUAAUAUCUGAGAUAGUGCUGGAAAAAAGAAAAUCACAAGAAAGUCAGUUGUAGCUUGAUGAAUUUAGCAAUGGCCUCCAAAAAAGAUGGAAUUCACAUGUGAAGAUGCUAGCUGUAUUGAGUUUUCUACUAUUGAUGCAAUUAUCGGUCAUAUCUACCUCUGGAUUGUUGCAUACUGAGGCUUGUGGAUCGCAUCAUAUUCGCCAUUCGAGUGAUUCUGGUCAUGAGUUGUUUUUCUAUGAUGGAGAAUUGGUAGAUAAAGAUUUCUUCUGCAAAUUCAUCAAGUUAUACAUUGCAAAUCACUGCUUCAUCAGUAGAUUCAUUGUGAAUCAAUGCUUUGAAGGGGAUCUUUUUUCAGAUGGUUUACCCGCGAAGGUUGAGAGGAGAUUUUUGCGCUAUUUGGUUAUAAAAGAGACUCGAGGAUCCGUGUUUAGCGCAAAAUAUACAGCCAUGGGUGCACCAGGACUCUUGCUUCUAUGUUGCACCAGUUUUUUUUGCUGUUUUCGAUCUAAAAAGAAGGAUACUGAUGAUGUUGUUCUUGUUAAGGAGUCGAAUUCAAUGGAUUCAGCUCCGUCUGUAGAAAUGAAUUCGGUGUCUGGAAAGACUCCAGCAAGUCCACUACGAGUUCCACAGAGUCCUGGUAGAUUCUCGAUGUCGCCGAAGCUCGAUAGGAUUGGAUCGGUUCAUCUAACAAUGAAUCAAGUUGCAAGAGCUACACAAAACUUUUCACCAUCAUUGAAGUUGGGUGAAGGAGGAUUUGGAACCGUAUAUAAAGCUCAACUACAAGAUGGUCGAAUGGUCGCUAUAAAAAGAGCAAGCAAGGAACGCUCCGAUGCUUUACGAAGUGAAUUUAGAAGUGAGAUUGAGUUACUUGCGAAGAUUGAACAUCGAAAUCUAGUAAAAUUGCUUGGUUACGUAGAUAAAGGAAACGAGCGCCUUAUUAUUACAGAGUUUGUGCCUAAUGGUACACUUAGAGAUCAUUUAGAUGGUAUUCACGGAGGUUGCUUAGAUUUCAGUCAACGGCUUGAAAUUUCCAUCGAUAUUGCUCACGGCUUAACGUACCUUCAUUUAUACUCAGAAAAACAAAUAAUCCACCGAGAUGUGAAAUCGUCGAACAUCCUUCUGACGGAUACGAUGCGAGCUAAAGUGGCCGAUUUCGGAUUUGCGAGGCUUGGGGGUACUGAGACCGGUAAAACACAUGUUGUAACCAAAGUGAAAGGGACGGUUGGCUACCUUGAUCCGGAGUAUAUGAGAACCUUUCAACUCACCCCAAAGAGCGACGUGUACUCUUUCGGGGUUUUACUGGUAGAAAUUCUUACGGGUCGUCGACCUGUCGAAUCGAGGCGGUUUCCGGACGAGAAGAUCACGAUUAGAUGGGCAUUCGGGAAACACACCAAAGGCGAAACGAUGGAUUUGGUGGACCCGCAAAUGAUGGAAGGGGUGGACGGGGAGAUCUUCGAAAAGAUGUUAAGCCUGGCGUUUCAAUGCGUGGCCCCCACACGAGCUGAUCGGCCUGAUAUGAAGUCCGUGGGAGAGCAGUUGUGGGCGAUACGAAUGGACUAUCUUAAACAUGGAAGAAGAGAGUGACGGAAAAAGCUUCGGUUUCUUAUAUUGUAGAUUAUCUUUCCUUUUUUUCCUAUAACCGUGGGUAUCCUGGCCAGCUUGCACGAAUCUCGACUAAUCCAUGAGACCCUUAAAAUAACAGUCGGAAAAAUCUCCAGUGGCCAUAAAGACUCGAACCCGCGAUGUAUUGGGAGGAGCCCCAAGUACUAGCCUUAUGCAAACUUGAACUCUAAUUUUUGUUUAUUUUAGAUUUAUGGUUGUUUUUGAUGGGUUGUACCAUGCAGUGAGUUUGUUUGCAUGCUACAAUUGUGGCAAUGUACAAGUGUACAAUGCUUGUGUUUUUGCAUGGUACAAGUACUUGAUGCAUAAAAGUAGUUUAUUGAAUUGGAUUGAAGGUGUUUUUGGCUUUUAUCUGUAUGUUGAGUGUAAGACAUCGAUACUGAUAAAUAUAGCGGUUACAGUUGUUG